AUGCAUCGAAUCCAAUUAGCUAUGUCUUUCUUGGCUAUUUUACUAGCAGCGACGAUAGCAAUCGCUGACAAGGGCUAUGAUGAUCCAUUGGAUGUCUCUAUCAUGGCAUCGACAAAAGAGGACGAUGAUCCCAAUCAAGGAAUGGAUUUACUACAACAGCAAAAUGGAGAAAAUCAAAAUUUAUCCUUAUGCUUACAACGAUUACAUCAAUAUUCAGUACACCAUAGCCAAUUUAUCCAAUGUGCCCUUGAUAGUGGCAGUAUACUCUUUCGAAUGUGUCGCAAUUGUGCUAUCUACUAUAGCCGCUUGUCACAAAGUUAUACGCAAAUUAUGGAGGAGAAUACAACCAUUAAUCAACACUUUGGUCUACUGAAUGGAUUAAAAUGUUCACAAGACUUGAAGUAUUCAUUUCACGUUCAAGUCCUUCUUCAGACUCAUAAGCAUGCCGUAGGAUUAUGGAAAUCUUGCUCUUGCAAUGAAUGCUUCCUUCAACGCCACCAUCAAAGUGAUGAAUGGCAUCUACACGAGAAUGUUACCGAAUUUUUUUUGGUUCUGAUCGAAACGCGAAAGUGUUUCCUCCAUUUCUUUAAUAAGACCGGGCACGUUAAUGUGAAUACAAGUGAACAAUUGUUAUCCAAAGCUCAAAGUAAUAAUUCAAUCUGUGUACAGUGUCGAGAGGCUUAUAAUCAUUUAACUGCAACCUACGCCAUGUUAACUCCUCGCGUAGCUCUAUGUGGAGAUAUCGUCUACAUGAUCAAUAUUACCAGGACGAAAUGGAUCAAUGAAUGGAAAUGCAACGCCAAAUCAGAUGAUCUCACUUGGCUGGUUAUCAUAUCAACGUUAGCUUUUUUAUCUCCAGUAAUCUUUUACGGCUAUACCACUAUAAACGGAAGAAAAAAGGAUAAAGCGGAAACUUUAAACACCACUUGUGCAAGUAAUCAUAAUCCUGGUGAAAAAGAACCACCUGUAGUUGAUGCUGUACAAUCAUAG
Messenger RNA from Trichoplax adhaerens, 990 nucleotides. RefSeq lists its product as uncharacterized. NCBI's taxonomy places the organism in Eukaryota, Metazoa, Placozoa, Uniplacotomia, Trichoplacea, Trichoplacidae. The transcript is spliced from 4 exons. The record is from RefSeq and is a predicted model, not a curated record. Gene Ontology annotation, cellular component: cytosol. The coding region runs from base 1 to 990 and encodes 329 amino acids.